CCGAGAUCACCAACUCCCCCCAACGCCCUCCCCCGCGUCCAGUACCCCGGCCAAACCUUCCCACCUACGAAGAAUAAAAAAUCCCAAAAAAAGUCCGCCAAAAUGCCCACCCCCGAAUCCGCCGCCUUCCUCGCCAAGAAGCCCACCGUGCCCCCAAGCUACGAGGGCGUCGACUUCGAAGACAACGUCGCCGUCCACAACGCCCGUGACGCCAUUAUCCGUGAGCAAUGGGUCCGCAGCAUGAUGUCUCGUCUUGUCGGUGAGGAAUUGGGGAAGUGUUAUGCGCGCGAGGGCGUCAAUCAUUUGGAGAAGUGUGGGGCUUUGAGAGAGAAGUACUUUGAGCUGUUGAAGGAGCGCAAGAUUAAGGGUUACCUGUUCCAGGAGAAGAACUAUUUCGAGAAGAGUGCUUAGGUGGAUUUGGUUCGCUGGAAUGGAACGAAUUGAGUUGAACUGAAUUGUGUAUUUGGAUGGGACUUUUUUCUUUUUCUUUGUUAAGGUUGUUGUUUUUUUAGAUCAAUUGUAUCAUUUUUUUUACCCUU
This is a messenger RNA of Aspergillus caelatus, 539 nucleotides long. RefSeq names its product putative NADH-ubiquinone oxidoreductase 12 kda subunit. NCBI's taxonomy places the organism in Eukaryota, Fungi, Ascomycota, Eurotiomycetes, Eurotiales, Aspergillaceae. The transcript is spliced from 2 exons. Bases 103 to 411 code for a protein of 102 amino acids. The record is from RefSeq and is a predicted model, not a curated record.